AUGGUCACCACCAACGAACUUCAUCAAUUUGCACGACAGGCCUCUGCUAUAACAUGGCCUUUCACCGCCCUGUCCACUCUCAUUUUUGCGAUGCGGACAUCUUCGCGACUGUGCUUCAACAAAUAUGGCUUGGCUUGGGAAGAUUUGAUCAUUACGCUAUCUUGGGGGUUGAAUAUCAUCCGUGCUGCCGCAAUGCAGAAAAGUGUCGAUGCGUAUCAGGUCGUUGAGCUGACGAACCUGCCCGAGUCUGUCCCAGCCGCAUCUUUCUGGGCCGUAUUUGUGGAUUCCUGGGCGUUUUUCAGCAUUGGCAUCCCCAAGCUGGGCAUUGCCUUUCUCACCUGUCGUAUCCUGCGGCCGCCCCGGUGGCUUCAAACCUCCGUCAUCAGCUUCUGCAUUGUACUGAAUGUGCUUGCGACAGUGGGGUUCAUCUUAUGCUUUGUGCAAUGCAGUCCAGUCGCCGGACAAUUCAACCCAUGGAAAUACCCACAUGUGAAAUGCUGGGAUCAAAGAGUCCAGUUGGACUACGCCUGCGCCGUGAGCUCCCUGUCUGCGUUGACAGACAUCCUGUUCUCCGUCUGGCCUGGCUUCAUCAUCUGGAACCUGCAGAUGCCGACCUGGAAGCGCGUUAGUGCAAUGGGACUCAUGAGCAUUGGCAUUGCGUCGUGCAUUUUUGCCUUCAUCAAACUCUAUUCAAACACCACUCUCUUCGGUGUGAGCGAUCCGAUCGUCGAACUCGAUCGAGCCCUCCGGAUCGCCCUGUGGAACAGAGUUGAGAAUGAAUUUGUGCUGACCGCCGCAUGUCUGCCCGCUGCGCCCCCCAUCAUUCGGGCAUGCUCGCGAGCACUACGCCGCAGUGGCCUAUCAACAUCUCCGAGCAACAUGUAUGGCUAUUCCAGGAAGCCCAAAGUCCCGGGACCAUACAGUGAUAUCACUACUGUAGAGCUGGUGACUAAUGCGCAGAAGCCAGGAAGAUGGAACAGCACCGGUGAAGGGAACGGCUCCUCGGUGUCGGAAGGGUUCAAGUGA
This is a messenger RNA of Aspergillus aculeatinus CBS 121060, 1026 nucleotides long. RefSeq lists its product as uncharacterized. Lineage: Eukaryota; Fungi; Ascomycota; Eurotiomycetes; Eurotiales; Aspergillaceae. Bases 1 to 1026 code for a protein of 341 amino acids. The transcript has 5 exons. The record is from RefSeq and is a predicted model, not a curated record.